AUGCACUGCCAAGCCGAGUUAAGACUGUCUUCUCCGGGGCACCUGAAAGCAGCCAGGCGGCGCUACAAGACGUUCAUGAUAGAUGAAAUUCUUUCCAAGGAGACUUGCGAUUACUUUGAAAAACUUUCUCUGUACUCCGUGUGCCCGUCUCUCAUCGUCCGACCCAAACCUAUGCACUCAUGUUCGGGCUCAUCCUCACUGCGGGCCUACCCACUCCUGUCCGUAAUCACACACCAGCCCCCUGGCCUGCCCCACCUGUCCCAGCCCUCACCCCCUGUGCAGCUGGCCUCGCUGUCCUUGCUCUCCCCGCAGCAGGGCCGUGUCCCCGAGGCCACCCCCAGUGAGACGCCGGUGAGCAUCAGCAGUGAGUCGGAGGCAGAGCACAACGCCUCCCGGCAGAAGAAGCCACGGCGCAGCCGCACCAUCUUCACAGAGCUGCAGCUCAUGGGCCUGGAGAAGAAGUUUCAGAAGCAGAAGUACCUAUCCACACCCGACAGACUGGACCUGGCUCAAUCUCUGGGACUCACACAGCUGCAGGUCAAGACCUGGUACCAGAACCGGCGCAUGAAGUGGAAGAAAAUGGUGCUUAAGGGGGGUCAGGAGGCCCCAACCAAGCCCAAAGGCAGGCCGAAGAAGAACUCCAUCCCCAGCACAGAAGAGAUCGAGGCUAAGGAGCGGCUUGCCCAGAUGGCCGAGGAGGAGCAGGCCCGCAGGUACACCAACGCUCCCCAGUGCGAGCCCCAAGACCUCAGUGUGGGGUCAGGGGAACCUGAGGCAUGCCACUUGACUCUGGCUGCUGGCCCUAGGUCCCAGCAGCUCCCUGGGCUGCAGCCAGAGGUGCGCGCUGUGAGCUAA
Messenger RNA from Megalops cyprinoides (Indo-Pacific tarpon), 855 nucleotides. It is a transcript of the gene barx2, whose product is annotated as BARX homeobox 2. NCBI's taxonomy places the organism in Eukaryota, Metazoa, Chordata, Actinopteri, Elopiformes, Megalopidae. The transcript is spliced from 4 exons. Gene Ontology annotation, cellular component: nucleus. Gene Ontology annotation, biological process: regulation of transcription by RNA polymerase II. Bases 1 to 855 code for a protein of 284 amino acids. Gene Ontology annotation, molecular function: RNA polymerase II transcription regulatory region sequence-specific DNA binding; DNA-binding transcription factor activity, RNA polymerase II-specific. The record is from RefSeq and is a predicted model, not a curated record.